Messenger RNA from Lytechinus variegatus (green sea urchin), 6160 nucleotides. Its product is annotated as histone deacetylase 4-like. Gene Ontology annotation, biological process: chromatin organization; negative regulation of transcription by RNA polymerase II. Gene Ontology annotation, cellular component: histone deacetylase complex. The transcript has 26 exons. The coding region runs from base 631 to 3906 and encodes 1091 amino acids. Gene Ontology annotation, molecular function: histone deacetylase activity. The record is from RefSeq and is a predicted model, not a curated record. NCBI's taxonomy places the organism in Eukaryota, Metazoa, Echinodermata, Echinoidea, Temnopleuroida, Toxopneustidae.
GAACUAUAAGGCUGAUCACAGUGACAGCACCUAACUCAUUUAUAGUCGCGAUCUGCGUGUGGGGAGGAGGUGCAAGGCUUCCUGUGCGGCACUUCGUGUUGAUAUGUAUGUUAUAUAGGCUGUGUUACAUUCCCAAGGAUCAACAGGGUCAUGCAUAAUUCAUUUGUUUGGUAUACAAUCUCUUCAUGGAACAUGAACAUGCAUGAUAGUGCUCUCUAGCUGUGUUGUGAUUUGACUCCAUCAGGGAUGGAAACCUGGAUGCAACUGCAAGCUUCUUUCACUUGAAGUUGCGAUCUUUCACAUACCGGUGAUGCGAUUGCUGUGAUCUUUUCAUGUUUCAAAGCAGAGUGAUGGACUGUUAUGUUUACUUUGUGUCAUUAUUACUGCCUCGUCUGAUGUGUCGAUCGGCUUUUCUCGGUGAUGACCUGGUACACAUUCAACACAGACCCAGCCUUCAUUGAGCUCUAGAAGUUGAAGGUUUUUGGUGGAGCCAUACUAAACUUGUGAUUCACCCAUCCCUGUGUACGUGCAGUCAUAACACUUCAAAGUGAUUGUAGGACUUCUGCACAUCUACCCUUUAUUAAACUGAUAGGUGGUCGGAACCGAGUGUCAACAUCUUGUGGAUAUUUUAUGAAUCAGAAUCGGAAUACAGGAAUGCCCACAGACACUGAGUUGAACCCAACACCAUCGUCCUCACUAACAUCAGGAAUGACUGCAGCUAAGACUGCUCUUCACUACUCGUCCCCAAAGUUUAGGGGUGCUGCGUGGGGCCCAGGCAUGCCAGAAGCAGCUCUUGGUCCACGUUCAGAAGCAGUCAACAUCACCAGUCAGAUCAGCAACAUGCAUCUGAAAGGUGAUACAGCUCCUGGCCAAAUGCCUAUUGGUAGUCAGGUCCCAACCGACCAUGUUGCGACCGAUCCAAGAAUACUGCCACCGGAAUGGGUUUCGCUGCAGCAACAGCAGCAGUGGCAGCAUCAGAUGCUGUACGCGCAGUUCAAGAACCAGUCGGCACAGCUUACCCAGCAACACCAGAAACAGCAACAAGAUCUACUAAUGAGAGAACAUUUGUUGGAGCAACAGAGACAGCUUGAGGUUCAGCAACAGCAGCAGCAGCAACAACAGCAGCAGCAACAGCAACAGCAGCAACAAGCACAGAAGCAACAACACUUGGAGCAGUUGUUGGCGAAGAAGCAAAGUAAGCAAAGUGCGAACGCUUCAACGGAAGUGAAGGAUAAACUUCAAAAGUUUCUCUUAAAUCGGCAGCAAAGAACGGACUAUGGGGGCAGUGGAUCACUCAAUCACUCGCCUCCAUAUAGGCAUUGGACCCCUCCAAGCUCGAUGGAUCACCACUCCCCUCCACAUAAUGUAUCGCCCCAGUUUCACCAUCAACCAAUGGGGUUUGGCCAAUAUGAUAGCAGCAACUUUCCACUUAGAAAAACAGCAUCUGACUCGAACCUGAAGGUUAGGUCGAGAUUGAAAGAGAAAGUGACGGAGAGACGUACUCAUGGUAGCCCGCUUCUGAGGAGAAGGGAAGGCCCCAAUUCUCUGAAGAGGAAACCAAUGAGCGGGGAACUCAACUUAGAUACAUCAUCUAACAGCGCUCCCGGAUCUGGUCCUAGUUCACCUCUUAGUGCUGGAGCUGCUGGCGGUGCCGAUAGUCCUAAUGGAGUUCCUGUUGCAGCAUUACCUGAGGAGGCAAGUAGUGCCCCUAAGAUGAUGAUGAAACAGAGGUUUUGUGUCGCAAGCGAUCUGUACAGCUCACCGUCUCUACCUAACAUAUCUAUUGGGAUUCCUGCUGCAAACAAUCCACAACACUCACCACCUCUGGGUCCUGUGAAACCAGGUCUACCUACAGCGGCAAUGUUAGGUGCUGCUCCUCUCAAUCCAUACCUUCCUACAGUGCCUGCAGGUGCGUCUCUAUCUUUAGCCGGUAUGAAUCCUGCCCUUUUAGCUGGUAUGACCUUUCAGGACUACCAGCAGGCACAGACAGCCGCCAUGUCAGCUGCUCAAAUCGGAAUCCAUCCAAAACCAAUCAGACCGCUGACACACAGACCCUUAGUGAGGACCCAUUCUGCUCCCCUGCCUAACAACCAGCAAGCUCCUACCAGCCAGCGACCGCAUUCUAUGUUACUCUCUCAUCAUCAUCAUUCACAGUUACUACAGCAACCGCAUCAACUCCUCAACAAUCUUGCUCAUCAAAAGCUCCUCGAAGAAAGGAGAGAAGAAAGAGUUCAAGAGGAGCGAGAACAAGAAGAAGAAUCAGAAUCAGCGGCCGGAGCCACCGCGUCUGGCGCCCCCAACAUGCCAUCACCGUCCAAAGCUAAAGAAGCUCUCAAAAAUGCCAUCCAUAUCAAACAAGAGCCGAUUGACAUCACUGAAGAAGAGGAGGAGGAUGAAGAUGAGGAUGCGGAGACGGAGUUAUCGAAAUCAAGAGAGGAUAAUUUAGACAUGCUCAGACCCUCAACAAUGACCAAAACCGGAUUGUACGGUGGUCAUCGUCCCUUGAUGCGGGUACGCAGCUCCCCCGCUGCCGCUGGUAUCCAUUCACUCUCACUCAACCACCAUGAACACAAACGAACCCAACACAAAUUUACUACCGGCCUUGCGUACGAUACGUUGAUGUUGAAGCACCAAUGUCUGUGUGACAACAAUCAGAAUCACCCUGAACAUCCUGGUCGUCUCCAGAGCAUAUGGGCUCGGCUUCUUGAAAGAGGGAUCGUGUCUAGAUGCGAGCGUAUACGGACGCGGAAAGCAUCAUUAGAAGAGCUCCAGUCUUGCCAUAGUGAAGGCUACACGUUAUUUUUUGGUACCAGCCAUGCACACAGAGCUAAGUUAGACGAUCGUAAGAAAGCAUCCAUACCCAAGUUGAAUUUCACCUGGUUGGGCUGCGGAGGUGUGGGUGUAGACACCGAUACAGUCUGGAACGACAUCCACUCACCGGGAGCAGUCAGAAUGGCUGCUGGAGCUGUGAUCGAGUUGGCAUUCAAAGUAGCUACUGGGGAGCUCAAGAAUGGAUUCGCCAUCGUAAGACCACCAGGCCACCAUGCUGAAACGGCGCAAGCCAUGGGAUUCUGCUUCUUUAACUCAAUCGCUGUCGCUGCUAAACAGCUUCGACUCAAGCUCAGACUCAACAAGAUUCUCAUUGUUGACUGGGAUGUUCACCAUGGUAACUCAACCCAGAAAAUAUUCUAUGAAGACUCACAUGUACUCUACAUCUCAUUACAUCGUCAUGACAACGGAAACUUCUUCCCGGGUACAGGGGCACCAGAUGAGUGUGGAUGUGGAGCUGGUCUUGGCUACAAUGUGAACGUUGCGUUCCACGGUGGUCUGAACCCACCUAUGGGUGAUGCGGAAUAUAUAGCUGCAUUCAGGUCUAUCGUCCUGCCUAUUGCUGAGGAAUUUUCACCUGAUGUUGUGCUUGUUUCGUCUGGCUUUGAUGCUGUUAAAGGACAUCCUAAUCCACUGGGAGGAUAUAAAGUUACACCAGCAUGUUUCUCAUACAUGACACGUAAGCUGAUGGGACUGGCCAACGGACGAGUAGUAUUAGCUCUAGAAGGCGGCUAUGAUCUAACGGCAAUCUGCGAUGCCUCCGAAGUAUGCGCUCAGACACUCUUGGGUGAUGAUCCAGCGCCGCUCUCACAAGAGACACUCGAUGCAGCACCAAAUGCCAAUGCUGUUGAGUGCAUACGGAGAACUAUUGAAAUACAAUCGGAGUACUGGACAUCGGUCCGAAAUCAAUCUAGCGGCGUAGAUCUAUGUUUGCGAGAAUCACUGAAGAGGAAAGGAGACUCAGAAGUGCCUGUCAGCGAGAUGGCAUCACUAUCAGUACAACAAGAAACGCCAAGAAGUCCAUCGGAGAUUACGGAGGAGAGUGCAAUGGAUGCGGAAGAAGCUGCCCCAUCAUAAAGACGAAAGAUCAGAGUCAGAGCAUCUAGGGUUAGGGGCUCUACCAUCACCUCAGAGCAGUCUUGACACGGAAGUCCAAUUCAUCCUGCCAAGCUAAUUCAUUGAAGAACGGUAUCGGUUUUGUAAUGUCUCGUGUUGUUGACGACGAUACCCUUCAACGAACGUUAUUUCGCAUCACGGGGAUGAGGACUUGGCCUGCAUGGAAACGACCGUCCACUUUUCAACCUACCCUAGCCUUUGGUUUGGAACCCGCAGGUACGGAUUGAACUACAGCUGUUUCGGGAAACGGAUCGCAUCUCCUUGGUUUGACCUCUAGAAAAGGUGGAUUCAUGUUUCCCAGAUUCUGUCAUUUUGACCCGAUCAGAUCCGUUCACAUCGCGCACGUGUUAGUUAUUGUGGCCUCGAGAGGCACAAUCCAGUUCGCAGUUGGAGUGCAUGUCGCUAUUGAAACGAAACUGUACUAUUAUCUCGAAAAACACAUGUUUGACAAGUUUGCAAAUGGAAUCUGUAUGUUCACUGAUAUUGAACCGUUUUCUUUUUAAACAUAUUCAUCACGAGUUGUGGUCGUAGUACACAUGUGUUGUAGGUAUUUUAUCUGUACAAUAUUGCCUGUGCAUAGUUUUCUUUCCUCACAUGGAGACUCUAUAGAAGGCUAGAUGUAAUUGCUUCAAUGUACAGAGUUUGAAAUGGCAUUCCACCAAGUGAUAUUCAAUCAUAUUUGUACACAUAGUUUGAUUUUCUCUUUUUUGUACAAAAAGAACAAAAAUUAUAAAAAUUUAUCGGUUAAAUAGGAACCCCCCCAAAAAAAAAAAAAAUUAAAAAGUCCCCAUCCCUUCAACAAGAUAAUGAAUAGAUCAAAAGCAGGUACUCUAAACGCUUGCUCUUUAGGAUCUUAUCUGCCCUUCAUUCACUAACUUUCUGCUCAUGCUUUGCAAGUCAAGGUUUCUAAAUAUCUUUUCAUCUACCCCCCCCCCAAUAAAACCAAACAAACAAUGACUUGUCUAUCUUUCUCUAUAGAGUUGGCCCUCAAGUUGCUUGCUGAUUUGCAAAAUUGUUGUUGAUAUACAUCAUAAUGAUAGUGACAUUGGUCUUUUUGUAUACUAGUAGUGCCAAUACAUUGCUAUGGUAUCUCUAAAGAAUUUACAUAUAUUACUCCAGUAAUGGAUUCUGUUUUAAUCUGCCUCUGAUAUGAACACAUCUUCCAUGCCCUGGGGAAUUAUGAAAUUAUUUUGAGGAAGCAUCUGGUAAUGGUUCUGAUUCUUGUCUUUCAAUCAGAGGGUCUGGGGUUUGAAUCCCACUCCUUGGGCACUGAUUUCUUUCAGCAAGAAAUUCAUUCAUAUUGUGCUGCACUCGACCCAGGUGAGGUAAAUGAGGACCAGGGGCCCAUUACACAAAGCGUUUGCAAUGAUCGAAGAACAUUUUUAUAUGAUUGAUUGUAUCGACUGCUGUGUACAAUCAAUCGUGAAAGUCAAGCAUACGAUUAAUCGCUAAACCUUGUUUUACGGACCCUGGUGGAAAUUUAUUCUUUGAUGCGUUUGCGUAAACAGCUGCUCUGCCAAAGCCUGGACAAUUAUGCUGCAUUCUUUUAUAGCGCUUAGAAACUUCCUAUGAAGAACCAUUAGGUGUUUGGUGCUAUAUAUGGUGGAGGGGUUGCCGCGAAGCCAGACAAAAGUCUCAGACGAGCAUAUCCUGACCGAAAUAGACCGAUUUUUUGUGGUUAAUAUUCUGAAAUUAAGCUGGCGAAACAGAGAGUGUUGGUGUUUUGUGAAGGCUUGGAAAUAUUUCACUGUUUCUCAAUGCCAAUCAAAUCCUUCCUCUAUCAUCAUUCUUAAUCUGAUUUGAACAAGAUUCAUUCAGACUUCUAAAACCAUCCUGAAAAUGAGAACCUUUUCCAUUCUGUGUUUGAUGUAUACAUUGUACAAACUUACAUUACCUGGGUUCUGUAACACAGAACCUAGUGCUUGAUUGCAGUGCUCUUCGUAUGAUUGAUUGCAUUUAUCAUUUUGUGCAGUCAGUCAUACAAGUGAACUGUGUAAUCAGUUACUAAGCUCUGUGUUAAUGGGCCUGUGGGUUGCAUUGCACGAUACUCACAAUCGACGUGAACUCCUCCAUCAGUCAUAGCUAUCAUCAUGAUAAUAAUUGCAUAAUAGCAUAGCCAAUCAACAUGAGAUUUGAAUUUUGCAAAGUCACUACAAGUUUAAGUUUGAUGCAACCGGGGCAGAACUAGAAUAGGAAAUUUUAGGGGGGCUGUUUU